UGCUUAUAGUAAGUUGUGAAGUGUGAACCAAACAGAAAGCUAUCUCAUACAUUUAGCUAAGAGCUACUGCCACUGCUACUCUUCUUCUCUGUCAAUUUUCAUCUCCAGAUUUAAUUUUCUCCACCAAAGUUGAAGUCUUUCAGCUUCUUGAGGGUUCUGUGUGUCUAUUCUUUGGUUUCUUCUGAUGUGUAUGGGGUAGCUUUUGAGUUAGGAUGGCUUUCUUCAUUCCAAUGAAUGUAUGUCCAUUUGCCAUUUCUUGCUCUUGUCAGAAGAUUCAAGGCACUUAUGAAUAUAAACUACAAUCACGGAGUUCUGGUAUAUUAUCAUCUAAAGAAGAAGCAACUCGUCGCCAGCUUCUUGCAGUAGGUUUUGCCAGUCCUUUGGUUUCACUUUUAACAUACAGCUGCAGCUUAACGGUGCCACCAGCUUGGGCAGAGGAUCAAGAGAUUCAAGACAAGGAUGAAAGUGUGGUUGGGGCAAUUAAGUCCUUGUUUGAUCCAAAUGAGACAACAAAGUCAGGAAAAGUCUUACCAAAGGCUUACUUGAACUCUGUAAGAGAGGUGGUGAAAACAUUGCGCGAAUCAUUAAAGGAAGACCCAAACGACAUGUCUAAGUUUAGACGAACAGCUGAUGCAGCUAAGGAAUCCAUCAGGGAAUACUUGGGUGGAUGGAGAGGACAAAAAUCAGUAGUCAAUGAGGAAUCAUAUGUUAUGGUAGAGAAAGCUAUUAGAUCUCUGGCCAGUUUUUAUUCAAAGGCAGGCCCAUCUGCUGCACUUCCAGAAGAGGUAAAGUCAGAGAUCUUAGAUGAUCUGAAUAAAGCAGAAGAAGCAUUGUAACAAUGGGUGGAAGGUCAGUGGUACAUGGUGGAAUAGUCCAGGU
Molecule: messenger RNA, 879 nt
Organism: Solanum stenotomum
Lineage: Eukaryota; Viridiplantae; Streptophyta; Magnoliopsida; Solanales; Solanaceae
Product: photosystem II D1 precursor processing protein PSB27-H2, chloroplastic
Exons: 4
Coding region: 213-836 (207 amino acids)
Biological process (GO): photosystem II repair; photosystem II assembly
Cellular component (GO): chloroplast thylakoid lumen; photosystem II
Source: RefSeq, a predicted model, not a curated record